This is a messenger RNA of Vigna umbellata (rice bean), 2533 nucleotides long. The record is from RefSeq and is a predicted model, not a curated record. Lineage: Eukaryota; Viridiplantae; Streptophyta; Magnoliopsida; Fabales; Fabaceae.
GAAAGAGUUUUGAGAGAGAUUUUUUGUUGGAAAAGUGUGGUGGAGGUAUUGUUUGGUGCUGCAGUUUUCAUGGUUGGCAUUGGAUUUGGAUUUUUACUUGAUCCAAUGUUCAUGUCCACUCCGAUACACUCAACCUUAUUAGAGAAUGAAGCAUAAGAGUGUUACCUAUGUUACGGUAGAAGAACAAAUCUGUUAUGUUGAGAAAUAAAACCAAACCCCUUCUUUCAAAUUCUCAAGCUUCAAUAUUCCGUUAUCUGGCACCACAACCUUCCCUGCCCCAAAUCAAGCAAACCCAUGCACACGUCGUCGUUUGGGGCCAUGCUCGUCUCACCGUUCACCUUCUCUCUCUACUUUCUUUCUCCUCCACUGUUCCUUUCCCUCUCCGAUACUCACUCUCUCUCUUCAGCUCAAUUCCGUUCCCCACUGUAUUUGCCUUCAACUCCCUCAUCCGCUGCCACGCCAAAGCCAACUCGUCGCCGUCUCUCUCUCUUUCUCUGUACUCCGCAAUGCGACGCCGUUUUCUCAACCCCAAUCAGCACACCUUCACCUUCCUGCUCCAUGCCUGCUCCAAGAACUUAAAAAUCAAGGUAAACAACAACAGGUUGGGUGUUCAAGUUCAUGUGCACGUGAUCAAGCUCGGUUAUGCUUGCCACGUGUUUGUCCGGAACUCUCUGAUUCACUUCUAUUUCGAGUGUGGUGAUGCUGAUUCUUCCCAGAGAGUGUUUGAGGAAGAUGCCCUUUGCAGCGACGUGGUCACGUGGAACUCCAUGCUGGCUGGUGCAGUGAGAAAUGGGGAUGUUCGGGUUGCGGAGAAGAUGUUUGGUGAAAUGCCUGAAAGGGAUGUUGUUUCUUGGAGUACUAUGAUAAUGGGGUAUGUUCAAAAUGGACUUUUUGAAGAUGGGUUGGAGUGUUUUAGAGACAUGAGGAAGAAGAGAGUGAGACCAAAUGAAGCUAUAUUGGUUACCUUGCUUUCGGUUUCGGCUCAGUUGGGUUUGCUUUGUUAUGGGAGAUUCAUUCAUUCCACCAUUGAGGCAAUGAGAUUUUCAAUGACGGUUCAUAUAGGGACUGCUUUGGUAGACAUGUAUGCAAAGUGUGGUUGUAUUGAAAAGGCGAGAAUCUUGUUUGAUGGGAUGGUGAAGAAGGAUGUGUGGACGUGGAAUGUUAUGAUCUGCGGUCUUGCUUCGCAUGAUUUCGCCAAGGAGGCGCUCGCACUAUUUGACAGGUUCAUUGAUGAAGGCUUUCUUCCUGUGAAUGUGACAUUUGUGGGUGUACUUAAUGCUUGUAGUAGGGCUGGUCUGGUUGGUGAAGGGAAGCAUUAUUUUAAGUUGAUGGUAGAUGGUUAUGGCAUUCAGCCCGAGAUGGAGCACUAUGGGUGCAUGGUUGAUCUCCUUGCUCGUGCCGGUUUAGUUGAUGAGGCAGUUAAGUUGAUUGAGGGAAUGGCAAUUACGCCUGAUCCUGUGAUGUGGGCGACGCUGCUUGAUGCAUGUAAGCUUCAUGGAUAUGUGGAAAUGGGGGAGAAGAUUGGGAAUAAGUUGAUAGAGUUGGACCCAACCCAUGACGGGCAUUAUGUGCAGUUAGCUGGAAUAUAUGCGAAAGAGAGAAAGUGGGAGGAUGUAGUUAGAAUUCGGGAAUUAUUGAGUGAGAGAAUUGUCGGCAAAGUUGCUGGUUGGAGUUUGGUUGAACUGCAGGGUAGAGUUCAUCGCUUUGUUGCUGGGGAUAGAGAGCAUGAAUGUUCUUCAGAUAUUUACAAAAUGCUUGAAACAAUUGGACUGAGGAUAACUGAAGCAGGUUUACUAACUGAAACGUUUUGACUGUGGUGCGUAAUAUAGGAGGAGAAUACAAGUAACGAACAUGCAAUUAAAGAUCACAGUGAAAAGUUAUGAAUUACUCUAGGCUUUUGGUAACGGCAUUUCGUGAUCACAUCAGAAAUGUGGAGGAUUUUAGAGUUUAAGAGGAGUGUCACUAGUAAUCAAGAUUGUGUUUGACAGACAGAGAGAUACAGAUAAUAGUUAGGGAUGUUUCACCAUUCAACAAAAGGAUAUAUAUUCCCUUGGUAGGGUGUGUUUAGAAAUCCGUUGCUAACUGUUGAUUGGUUUGUAUUGAACGUGGGUUUAGUUGGAUGGAACUGAUAUGCAAGCACACUCUUAAUUAUGGAUAGGCUAUUUUUAUAAUAACAUUUUUUUUCUUCAAAGUUUGUGUUUCCCUACAAAAUUUAAUUAAUUUCCUCAUUGCAGGAGUUUAAUAGAGAUGAACAACAACAGCAAAAUGAACAAAUGAAAACAAGGGGGAAGAAAAUGGAAAAUGAAAGCCCAUAUUCUUCCUGGAUUCCUCCAUUCAACUGCACAUCAAUAGGAUAUCUCCUCACUCUCAUGUCCAGACUAGCACCAAUUACCAAACGUUUUAGAUAUGAUUUUCUACAUCAAUUUCAGACGUGAUCAUCAGAAAUUCAUAGUUAGAGAUCCAUAUAAUCUUGAUUCUUUUAUCAUCAAAGGGGUUUCCUAACCUGUUGUAAUUCUAGCUUUUACGUUUUCCG